This is a messenger RNA of Toxoplasma gondii ME49, 2179 nucleotides long. RefSeq lists its product as hypothetical. Bases 626 to 1702 code for a protein of 358 amino acids. Lineage: Eukaryota; Apicomplexa; Conoidasida; Eucoccidiorida; Sarcocystidae. Gene Ontology annotation, biological process: snRNA export from nucleus. The record is from RefSeq and is a predicted model, not a curated record. The transcript is spliced from 3 exons.
GCCGACGAACGGAGAGAAGAAAGAGAGAGAGGGUGGAAAAGGAAGAGAGGGAGCGGGGAAAAGGAAGAGACAAACUGGAGACCGCGAAAGCGAAAGAGUUCGAGAAUGAGACAGUGAAACAUGUUUGUGUGUGGAGGAGCGAAAAGCCGGGGCGGCUCAGGGCGAGGCAAUUUCCUCGCGAGUUUUCGCUGUUCCCCUCUCUUUUUUAGUUCCCUUUCUCCCUUUCUUCUUUCUCCGCGUUGGACUGGACUUCAGCCGACAGCAGCUGCUCUUCUCAGAUUCUCUUGAGCUUCUCUUCCCUUGGUCCGGUCCCUCUCUCUCUCUCGCGUCUACGCAGGUCCACUACUACUCGAGUCGACCGUCCAUCGCAUCCGUUCUCUUCUGUUUCGACGCGCUUCAAGUCAACGACCUUCUUCUCUGUUUCGCGCCGCUUGUCUUUCCUGUUCGUCGUCCUUCUGCUGUUCGUCCUUUCCUGUGCUUCCUGUCCUCGCUGGUAGAGCAGGCGUCGAGCGGAAGACGUCUUUUUCUUCCGUUAUUUGUAUUUUUCCUUCUCCCCGCUUCUCUGUCUCCUUUCUUUGCCUCUCCUGUCUCUGUUUUUAGUUCCUUCUCGGAUGCUUUUCGCAGCAUGACGCCGCUCCCUUCCUCGCUCUCCUGCGCUCCAGCCGCGGCGGGGUGGACACAAAGGGAGCCAUUGCAGGACCUCGAUGCCAAAGCGGAAACCGAGAAAUCAAGAUCUUCUUCCUCCUCUUCUUCCUCCUCUUCUUCUUCCUCUUUCUCUUCUUCCUCUUCUUUCUCUUCUUUCUCUUCCUCUUCUUCUUCCUCUUCUUCUUUUUCUUCUUUUUCUUCUUCCGCGACUGUGCAGCCUUCUGAUGUUGUGUCGCGAUCAGGGGCGCGGCGAGUAGUUCUGCGCGAGCGUAGCGGCGCCGGCGGAGCUUCUUGUUCUUCGUCUUCUUUGCCAACCGCUUCUGUCUUUGCCUCUCCGCCGUCUGCGGCGCAGCCUUCCUCCUCUUCUCGUCCGUCGCCUUCUCCAGGAAAGAGUCUCUCCGUCUGCACUCUUUCUGCAAGUGACGGUCGAGGAAAGCGGAGGCCGCACAGCUUCGGUGGCGGAGGGAGAGAAGCGAAGAAGGCGCGGUUCUCGUCGACGCGACGCCGCGGCAACGCAGGGCAGGCAGAGAGGGAAGUCGAGGCUCGCAUCGGGGAGGAAGAGCGAGAGGAAGAGCUGAGAAAAGAGGUCCUGGACGCCGUCAAGAUCUUGACGAGUCCGGAGGAGAUCGAGGCCCUCGUUCGGAUUCUUGUCGAUCUCAGGGAGAGCAAUUUCGCUCUCUUCGAGCGGAUUAUUCACCGCCGAGGCUGUCAAGAGUGUCUCCAGAUCCUCGAGGAAACUCUAAUGGUCGAGCGCGAAGGCGGCCAGUUCCUCCCUUGCGGACGCCGCAGGACGCCCGGCGGGAUUUUUCUGCGUCUCCUCCAGAGCAGAAUUCCUCCGGAGGACAGGAAGUUCAUUUGGGAUGAGCAAGUCCGCGCUCAGAAGGAGAGGAGAAAACUGUUGAAGAGCGCGCGGAGACAGUUUGCGAGAGACACCUGCGCAGAGCGAGCGGCGAGCGCCUUGCUGGAAAGCGAAGAACAGAAAGCCAGGCCAGCGAGAAAGCUCCCAGAGUCAAGAGGGAGCGAACCGGAAGAAGGCGAGUGCACUGACGACGAAUGAGAAAGGAGAGCAGAGAAAAAAGGAAAAGGAGAAAGGAAGCAGAGAAGAGAAGAAGGAUGGAACAAAGAAAGAAGACGCAGACGGUGAGCGGAACGAAGACGCGAGCUGAGGAAGGAAAGGAGGAGACAGGGAGAGAAAGCGUAAAGGGAAGAAGGGGUAGAACAGAGGAACUGAGAUACACUUUUUGAAGGGAUGAGAGAGGACAGCAAGAGGAGACAGUGAAGGACAAGGGAGGAGAUGGAGAAUCAGAGAAGAUGGUGACGAGCUAUAAGAACAGUUUCUCGGUGCAGAUGUUUGUUUUCCAGUUCGAGGAGGGCGAGACGCUCUGUGGGGUUUCGCUCUUGACGAAUUCGAUCCCCGUUCAUUGUUUUCCGCAGUUCGCUGCAAAGUCCUUCUCCGCGUUCCGUUUUUCCAUCUUGUUCAUCACUCGGCUUCUGUUGCCGCGCCGCAACACCGAGAACGCACUUGCGUUUCUAG